Messenger RNA from Carlito syrichta (Philippine tarsier), 1099 nucleotides. Its product is annotated as olfactory receptor 4E1. The coding region runs from base 82 to 1029 and encodes 315 amino acids. The record is from RefSeq and is a predicted model, not a curated record. The transcript has a single exon. NCBI's taxonomy places the organism in Eukaryota, Metazoa, Chordata, Mammalia, Primates, Tarsiidae. Gene Ontology annotation, cellular component: membrane. Gene Ontology annotation, biological process: G protein-coupled receptor signaling pathway. Gene Ontology annotation, molecular function: G protein-coupled receptor activity; olfactory receptor activity.
CCCAAAUGAUUGGUGCAGCUACUAAAUGUUAUAUUUGGAUUUUUUUUUCCUAAUUCUUGACAGGAGGAACCAACAAAAAGAAUGGAAGAGGCUGUCCUACUUAAUCGAACUUCUUUAGUGGCAUAUUUUUGGCUUAGAGGUUUAUCUGUAAAUCAAAAGGUACAGAUGGCUAUGUUUUCGAUGUUCCUCAUUUUCUAUGUCCUGACAUUGAUUGGGAACAUCCUCAUUGUCAUAACGAUUACCUAUAACCAUCGGCUCCAUACACCCAUGUAUUUCUUCCUCAGCAACCUGUCUGUUAUUGAUGUCUGCCACUCCACUGUCACUGUCCCCAAGAUGCUGAUAGACACCUGGUCAGAAAAAAAGCUCAUCUCUUUUGAUGCCUGUGUGACCCAGAUGUUCUUCCUGCACCUCUUUGCCUGCACAGAGAUCUUCCUCCUCACCGUCAUGGCCUAUGAUAGGUAUGUGGCCAUUUGUAAACCCCUGCAAUACAUGAUAGUGAUGAACUGGAAGGUAUGUGUGCUGCUGGCUGUGGCCCUCUGGACAGGGGGGACCAUCCACUCUAUCGCUCUGACUUCCCUCACCAUCAAGCUGCCCUACUGUGGUCCUGAUGAGAUUGACAACUUCUUCUGUGAUGUACCACAGGUGAUCAAACUGGCCUGCACCGAUACCCACAUCAUUGAGAUUCUCAUUGUCUCCAACAGUGGGGUGAUCUCUGUGGUCUGUUUUGUGGUCCUGGUGGUGUCCUACGCCGUCAUCCUGGUGAAUCUGAGGCAGCAGAUCUCUGAGGGCAGGCGGAAAGCCCUGUCCACGUGUGCAGCUCACCUCACGGUAGUCACCCUCUUCCUGGGACACUGCAUCUUCAUCUAUUCCCGCCCAUCCACCAGCCUGCCAGAGGACAAGGUGGUGUCUGUGUUUUUCACUGCUGUCACCCCUCUGCUGAAUCCCAUUAUCUAUACCCUUAGGAAUGAAGACAUGAAGAGUGCCUUGAACAAGUUAGUGGGAAGGAAGGAGAAGAAAGAGGAAAAAUGAAAAUGUCUAAGUCCUUAAGAUGCUUGGUGCUCCAAAUCAAAGAAAUGCCUUUCAAAGAAUAAUUUGCACA